AAGUGCUUUAAAGAAGAACUUCAUUACCCACAGUCCCCCGCGCUUACGUAGACGUAAACGACGGCAUCAAGAUGGUGCUGGAAAGUACAAUGGUCUGCGUGGACAACAGUGAGUAUAUGCGGAAUGGAGACUUCCUGCCCACCAGGCUGCAGGCCCAGCAGGAUGCUGUUAAUAUUGUUUGUCACUCCAAGACUCGCACUAACCCUGAAAACAAUGUGGGCCUCAUCACUAUGGCAAACAACUGUGAGGUGCUGACCACACUCACUCCAGACACGGGACGAAUACUUUCCAAGCUGCAUGCUGUGCAACCUCAAGGGGACAUUUGUUUUUGCACCGGGAUAAGGGUUGCACAUCUGGCACUGAAGCACCGACAAGGCAAAAACCACAAGAUGAGAAUUAUAGCAUUUGUUGGUAGCCCAGUGGAGGACAACGAAAAAGAGUUGGUCAAAAUGGCAAAGCGUCUGAAGAAAGAAAAGGUCAAUGUAGAUGUCAUUAACUUUGGGGAAGAGGAGAUGAACACAGAGAAGCUGACUGUGUUCAUCAACACACUUAAUGGAAAAGAGGGAGCGGGCUCCCACCUGGUCACGGUACCUCCAGGGCCCAGUCUGGCCGACGCUCUGUUGUCCUCACCUAUCUUGGCAGGAGAAGGAGGUGCUGUGUUGGGCCUGGGUGCUAGUGACUUUGAGUUUGGUGUGGAUCCCAGCGCAGACCCCGAGCUGGCCCUGGCUUUGCGCGUGUCCAUGGAGGAGCAGAGACAACGACAGGAGGAUGAAGCUCGCAGAGCUGCUGUGGCAUCAACAACUGAGACCAGCAUUUCCUCCCCUGCUGCAGAUGAAUCUGAAGAUGCCUUGUUGAAGAUGUCUGUUCCAAAUACAGAGUCAUCCACACCUGCCCUACCAGACUUCAGUCGCAUGACGGAGGAUGAACAGAUUGCCUAUGCUCUGCAGAUGUCCAUGCAGGGCCCAGGAGCAGAGUUUGGUGCUGAUGACAUGGACACGGGUGCUGACAUGGAUUCCAGUGAGGUUAAGGAUGAAGAGGACUAUGAUGUAAUGCAGGACCCAGAGUUCCUUCAGAGUGUUUUAGAAAACCUCCCUGGAGUUGACCCCAACAAUGAGGCGAUCCGUAAUGCUAUGGGCUCUCUGUCUUCCCAAGGAGGUUCUAAACCCAACAACAAGAAGGAGGAAGAGAAAAAGAAAUGAGUGUCCAGAGUUUAAAAAGAAAAAAGAAGUGAAGCUCCAUUUAAAAUACAAUAAAUAAUAGAGACCUGAUAA
This is a messenger RNA of Cololabis saira (Pacific saury), 1271 nucleotides long. Its product is annotated as 26S proteasome non-ATPase regulatory subunit 4-like. Bases 72 to 1199 code for a protein of 375 amino acids. NCBI's taxonomy places the organism in Eukaryota, Metazoa, Chordata, Actinopteri, Beloniformes, Belonidae. Gene Ontology annotation, biological process: proteasome-mediated ubiquitin-dependent protein catabolic process. The transcript is spliced from 10 exons. Gene Ontology annotation, cellular component: nucleus; proteasome regulatory particle, base subcomplex; cytosol. The record is from RefSeq and is a predicted model, not a curated record. Gene Ontology annotation, molecular function: polyubiquitin modification-dependent protein binding.